AUGUUGAGGGAUAAGAAGAGGAUAUGGGAACUGAUCGACGCGGGCAUCAGCGCAGGUGUUGUGCAGCCCCUCAACCGUACUCUGUAUGACCACAACCAAUGCGAAGAAGCCUUUCGUUUUAUGGCCAGCGGUCGACACGUCGGCAAAGUUAUCGUCAAAAUCCGAGACGAAGAGCCCUUCAAACAAACCUUUCAUUUUAAUGCCGUCAAAAUGGCGGCCAUUCCUCGGACGGUAUUCUUCUCACACAAGACAUAUAUAAUUACCGGUGGUUUGGGAGGAAUGGGUUUAGAGAUCAUUGAUUGGAUGCUCGAGAGGGGGGUUCAAAGGUUUGUGGUCACCUCGAGAUCUGGUCCUAAACACCCGUAUCAAUACUGGCGGCUCAAGUAUUUCAAAGACACUGGCAUUGAGAUAGUUGUGUGGACUCAACCGAUUGAUUCCGUGAGUGAUGCCAAAGAUCUGUUCGUCGAGGCCAUGAAAUUGGGUCCAAUCGGCGGUAUAUUUCACUUAUCAUUAGUAAUAAGUGACGGCUUUUUAGAAAAUCAGUCGAUCGACUCGUUUAGCAAAGUGUUUGAAUCGAAAUCCAAACCAUUGGUACAUUUGGAUCAUGUGUCGCGACAAAUGUGUCCACAAUUGGAUCACUUUGUGGUGUUUUCAUCGGCGGUCACAUGGCUUGGAAACGCGGGUCAAAGUAAUUACGGCUUCACUAACGCCGUGAUGGAGAGACUGUGCGAACAGAGACAACGCGAGGGUUUGCCGGCUCUGGCCAUCCAAUGGGGUCCAGUCGGUGACGUCGGUUAUGUGGCCGACAAUAUCACAACCAAUGACUAUACAGUAGGCGUCGCGCGUUCGCAGCGCAUGUAUUCAUGCUUACAAACGUUGGAUCAGUUGCUCGAGUCUGGUGUCACCAUCUGUUCCAGUGUUGUCUUCAGAGACAAGAAGACAAGUAAAUGUGAUUCGUUGGCCGAUUGUAAGGAUCUGUUGACAGCGGUGUCCCGUAUAUUAGGCUUAGCGAAGUGUAACGCGAAGACAAGUUUAGCAGAACUGGGAAUGGAUUCACUGCUAAGCGUUGAGACCAAACAAGUCUUCGAACGGGACUUUGAGUUAGUUUUGUCCACUCAGGAGAUCCAGAACUUGACGAUUGAACGCAUCCGACAGAUCAGUCUAUCGUCGCCGACGGCCAGUAGUGGUGUCGCGACGAAGACAUCGGCAGAGAUGGCGAUCACUCAGCGACCGACCAAAACUCACAAUAUAACCGAUACAACCGUCGUGUCGGCCGAUAAACAAGUAUUUCAUAUACCAAUAGAACGAGUCGUUUAUCUCAAUGGUAUAAAAGAGGGCCGAAAAGUGUUUUACUUACCGCCGACUGACGGCACUUACCAUCUGUUCGUUCCGGUGGCCACUCGUAUGACACGACCCGUUAUUGGACUCAAUUGGACCGAAGAGUGCCUUCAGUUGGGCUCAAUUCGAGAGACGGCUCAACACUUUCUGGACGUAAUCCAUAGCGAGUUUGUCAACCAAUUGGACGAC
Molecule: messenger RNA, 1527 nt
Organism: Medioppia subpectinata
Lineage: Eukaryota; Metazoa; Arthropoda; Arachnida; Sarcoptiformes; Oppiidae
Source: the annotation of a GenBank genome assembly